Molecule: messenger RNA, 835 nt
Organism: Ipomoea triloba (trilobed morning glory)
Lineage: Eukaryota; Viridiplantae; Streptophyta; Magnoliopsida; Solanales; Convolvulaceae
Exons: 2
Coding region: 62-835 (257 amino acids)
Biological process (GO): phosphorylation
Molecular function (GO): protein kinase activity
Source: RefSeq, a predicted model, not a curated record
ACACCAAACUACAAUCCUAGCUAUAUACAAGAUUUUCAAGUUUUUCCCACUCCAUUUUGCUAUGCCAGAGUGUAGUAUGCCUUCAUAUCUAUUUCUUGUUUGCUUCCAUUUGUUUCAAUUACUUAUCAUUCUUCAGUUAGCCCAAGGGGAAAGCAGUUCCCAGUCUAGCUGCCCCAAACAAUUCCCCUGCGGAAACCUUGUCAACGUGGGUUUUCCUUUCUCCAACGUUUCCAGACCCGAAUGUGGGCUGUACACCUUAGAUUGUAAUGCUACUCCAUAUCCAACAAUUACCUUGGGACAACACCAAUAUGGAGUUCGAUUCAUUGGGGAUAAUUUCAUGAAACUUUUUGACCCACUUCUUGGGAAACGAAUCUGCAACGUUUUCCACACAAGAAUCUCAUUUCCCAGCUCUCCUUCCAUUUCCUUUGACUUCAUGUUUGCCAUGGAAUUUUACAAAUGCAAUCAUAGCUCAUCAAAUGUUAGCAGCUUAGAGAAAAUUGAGCAUUAUUUCAGUGGAUACAAAAGCUAUAACAGCUGCCAAAACUUCACCUUGUACUAUACCCAGGAGGAGAAUGAUACUCUACCAGCUGCCAGUCUCCCCGCAGAGUGUUCGGUUAUUUACUUGCCGUUUGAUAGAUCAACCAGAGCCAUGGACUUGUUUGAGAAGUUAAAUUCUUCAAUGCUUUACCUACAAUGGAAGGUUUCUGAAGUUUGUACAAAGUGUCAUUAUGAUGAGGGGCAAUGUUUAACUGACACCCAUAACAAUUUUCAAUGUUUACAAGGGAAAACAAAGCCCUACAAGCGCUUUCUCAUCAUUACAGGUACCUAUCUUUAA